Raphanus sativus (radish) is the source of this 1224-nucleotide messenger RNA. RefSeq names its product ubiquitin-conjugating enzyme E2 22. The transcript has 7 exons. Bases 279 to 1049 code for a protein of 256 amino acids. Lineage: Eukaryota; Viridiplantae; Streptophyta; Magnoliopsida; Brassicales; Brassicaceae. The record is from RefSeq and is a predicted model, not a curated record.
UCUUUUUAAUAGUAAAGGCAUCUCUCUUAUAAAAUUACAAUAAUUGAACCCUCUCUCUUCAUCUUCUCCGAUUGCAACUUGAAUCACUCACUACUCGUAGAGAAGAAAGGGAUCGCCUUUCAUCAACUCUCUGUGUCGUUAUCUCGAUUUCGUGACAAAGUUUUGCCUCAGGGUUGAUUGCAUUUGAGUCUUGAAAAGGAAUUGGCUCGUCUUCCUGUUUAUCUGAGCCUGAGGAGAAGAACUUUCUGCGGAGUGUCCUUUUGCACUUAUUAUUCUCCAUGGGAAGUAAUGAGAAUCUACCACCCAAUGUUAUCAGGCAGCUCGCCAAGGAACUCAAGAGUCUUGACGAGUCUCCUCCAGAAGGCAUCAAGGUUGUUGUCAAUGACGAGGAUUUCUCUCAGAUUUGUGCUGACAUUGAAGGACCAGUUGGGACUCCUUAUGAGAAUGGACUUUUCCGUAUGAAGUUAGCACUGUCUCAUGAUUUUCCACAUUCCCCACCUAAAGGCUACUUCAUGACAAAGAUAUUCCAUCCCAAUAUUGCUUCUAAUGGAGAGAUCUGCGUUAACACGCUUAAGAAAGAUUGGAAUCCUAGUCUUGGAUUAAGACAUGUCCUCUCUGUUGUGAGGUGCUUACUGAUCGAGCCGUUUCCAGAAUCUGCAUUAAACGAACAGGCUGGGAAGAUGCUACUUGAGAACUAUGAAGAGUAUGCUAGGCAUGCUCGGCUUUACACGGGUAUCCAUGCUAAACCGAAACCUAAGUUCAAGACAGGAGCUAUCUCAGAGUCAACGACGGCUCUAAACGUUGGCCAGACUAACAACGAGACGCCUGGUGCUACUGCUUCUGCAGUACCCUCUUCAGUGGCAGACAUCAACAGAGUAACAACAACAACGAGUGGCCAAGACCAACAAGAAGUGGCUAACAAUUCUGUAGCAGCAGCAGGUUCUGCGAGUGUGGUCACUACGACACAGAAAAGGGAAGCCGGUUUGGCCAAGGUUCAGGCAGACAAGAAGAAGGUAGACGCCAGAAAGAAGAGCUUGAGGAGACUGUGAUGGUGCUACUUUUCAAGAGCUAUUAUAGGCUUUUAUGUAAUCAGGAUGUCUGGUUAUGUUGAUUUGUUGGUCUAUAUAAUCACUCUUUUGUAAUCGGUUUACAGUAACCGAACCAGGCUUGAGAUAUUCCUUGGUAUAAUUUACUGCGACCAAUAAACUGGUUAUUACUUUUAAA